AUGACAGUUGAUGUCUUCCACAAUUGCCCCCAACAAGUAGUCAUGAUAGUAUCAGAACCGGGAGCGGCUCCGUGGGUGCUGUGUGGUGUGUACGCGAGUACAGAUUACAGGGCUCGGAGAGUCCUCUGGCAGGAGAUCACCAACCUUGCCACCCAGGGUGUCCCGAUGGUGAUGGUUGGUGAUUUUAAUUGUAUUCAGGGUGAGGAUGAGAAGCGGGGGGGUGCCGCCUUUACAGAUAGGAUGGAUAGGAGGGAGUUUCGCGAUUUUAUAUUGCGGAACGGCCUGGUUGACCUAGGUUUUUCCGGACAAAAGUUUACCUGGUGCAAUAACCAGUCAGGUAGCGCUAGAGUCUGGGAGCGUUUAGAUAGGGCCCUUGCAUCCCCUGAUUGGGUCCUCCGUUUCCCUACUUCCCGGGUCAGGCAUCUGCCCCGGAUUGCUUCAGACCAUUGCCCCUUGCUUCUAUCCACUUCAUCGGCACAUACCCACCAUAGCCCCUUCCGCUUUGAGAAGGUUUGGCUAUCGUACCCCCAGUCGUGGGACGUAGUUCGUGACGCAUGGCGUACUCCGGUGCGUGGCGAUGCCAUGCAGCAGGUGUCGCGCCGACUGGAGUUGACUAAGAGGCGUCUCCGCCGUUGGAAUCGUGUGGUUGUGGGCGACAUAUUUCGGCGUGUGGAGGGGGUAGAGUCCUCGAUUGUGGAGCUGCAGAGGAAAGAGGACCUGAGGGGUGUACUCUCGGAGGACGAUAUGUCCAACCUCCGGGGAUUGCUAGCGACUCACCACUCCCUACUACGGCAGCAUGAGAUCUUCUGGCGUCAGAAAUCCCCGAGUGCAGUGGGUGAGUGA
Molecule: messenger RNA, 843 nt
Organism: Phoenix dactylifera (date palm)
Lineage: Eukaryota; Viridiplantae; Streptophyta; Magnoliopsida; Arecales; Arecaceae
Source: RefSeq, a predicted model, not a curated record